UCUGGAAGCGGAGCAGAGACACUUGCUGUGGAAAGAAGAGCCAGAGAGAGAGUGGACGCUCCGGACAAACAAAACAGAUCACUUUCACUCGACCCACAACAUCGCAACAUGUCUUCAAAGUGCCCCAAGUGUGACAAGACGGUGUAUUUCGCUGAAAAGGUGUCAUCACUGGGGAAGGACUGGCACAAGUUGUGUCUCAAGUGUGACCGCUGCAACAAGCUCCUGAACGCUGGAGGCCACGCCGAGCACGAUGGACGGCCCUACUGCCACAAACCAUGCUAUGCUGCCCUCUUUGGGCCAAAAGGUGUGAACAUCGGUGGAGCUGGCUCCUAUGUGUACGACACGCCAGCCAACAACAACCCGUCUCCCACCAGUGUUGAUUCGGCACCCAAAGCUGAGGAGAAGCGAGUGUUCGCCCCCAAGGCAGCAUCAAAAGCUGGCGGCAUCACCACCUUUUCCGGCGAAGCCAACCUGUGUCCCCGAUGCAACAAGAAGGUGUAUUUUGCUGAGAAGGUGACAUCACUGGGUAAGGACUGGCAUCGACCCUGCCUGCGCUGUGAGAGGUGCAGCAAGACUCUGGCUCCUGGCAGCCACGCAGAGCAUGACGGCCAACCCUACUGCCACAAACCAUGCUAUGCUGUUCUCUUUGGGCCCAAAGGCGUGAACACUGGUGGCGUUGGCAGCUACAUCUAUGAGAAGGAGCCCAGUGCAGUGACCCAGCCUUGAACCUUUUGUCCCCUCAGCUUCAUCCCUCUUCUCUUCACAACACUGACCAUCAACCACAGUAUUAGUUGUAGCCGUUUUCUCUUCCUGUGCUCCACCUGUGCGUUCAUACCUGAGACAACCAGCCUUCUGAUCCUUUUCUCCUUUAAUCUGACCCGCCGCUCCCAGCUGAUUUAGCACCACAAGGAAUGAUUUCAAAUUGCCUAGAACUUGUGUUAUAUUUGUAUUUGCUCCGGGAGAGCAUCGUCCAGCAUUCCCACAGGUUAUUAUUAUUAUUAUUAUUACAAAUAAUUUCAAAUUUUCUUUGACAUGUUUACACAUUUAUAAAUGUUAUGAGAACACAUUAAAUGUUACCUUAGUAAAAUACGAAGGUCUUAUAUUUUAAUUUUGUACCCUGAAAAUAGUGUGAUUGAGGAGGUCUGUUUUGAGAUGACGCAUGUUUUAAAAAAAGAAAAAGUGAUAGAGAGUGAUUUUUAGGUGUGGAAAAAUGCAUUGUGGGUAGAGGUGUGGCGCGUUGACAGCCAGAUGAAUUUCACCUCGGAGGCUGCUGCAUGCAGGUGGUGCCCCGGAGCACGUUGCCAAUAAAUGUGUAUUUUAUGAAUGCCAUAUUUACUUAUGUGAAAAGAAAAGUCCCAACAUAUUGUAAAAAAGGUGUUAAAUUGGGUCUCUCAGGCGAAGGUUACAUGAUUUACAACCCAUCCACGAGACUGUAUUGAGUCAACGUGAACUUAUUUUACUUUUGAGCAUAUGUUAAUAACCUGUUUAAUGUCAAAAAGUGGAGAAUUUGCUAAUAACACAAAUGUCUAUUUUAAAAUGAGGGUGAAGUUUUGCAAAGGGAGGGCUGUGAUUUUUCAGAAGAGUAAUGUGUAUUUAUUGCUAUAAAUCAAGUCCUUUACAUUUAUUUAGCCAUUGUACUACUACCCUUUAUGGGAAUGAUUACGGACGAGGUCAAACAAGGCAAUGUAGGCUGUAUAAAUCUCUACGAUCAAGAUUUUUAUUGUUAAUUUCAAAUACAUAACCCUGCUGUUAUUUUCCGAGAGAUGAUGCGCUAUUUGAAGUAUUUUUUAUUUUCUUUUGCCAUUUAGCAGAAACGGUAGCUUAGCUUGUAGAAACACUGCAGACAAGUCAUUCUGUAAGAAUGUGCAUCAUAGUAUUAUUAUAUGACUGUUACUGUUUGUUUAAUAUCUGUUGUACAUUGUAGGGCUUCAUAGACCCUGCAGGGCACACUGUUUGUAGAACUGAAACACUGCACUUCAGCCCUGCUGCAUUUGUCUUUUUAAUCCCUCGAAUAAAUAUGUCAAAAAACUGUA
Messenger RNA from Perca flavescens (yellow perch), 2033 nucleotides. RefSeq names its product cysteine-rich protein 2 (gene crip2). The transcript has 8 exons. The record is from RefSeq and is a predicted model, not a curated record. Lineage: Eukaryota; Metazoa; Chordata; Actinopteri; Perciformes; Percidae. Bases 109 to 726 code for a protein of 205 amino acids.